AUGAUAUGGAGGGGAUUGGAACACCUAAAUCACAUGAUUGGGAGGGGAUUGGAACGCCUGAAUCACAGGAUAUGGAGGGGAUUGGAACACCUGAAUCACAGGAUAUGGAGGGGAUUGGAACACCUGAAUCACAUGAUAUGGAGGGGAUUGGAGCACCUGAAUAACAUGAUUGGGAGGGGAUUGCAACACCUGAAUCACAUGAUAUGGAGGAGAUUGAAACACCUGAAUCACAUGAUAUGGAGGGGAUUGGAACACCUGAAUCACAUGAUAUGGAGGGGAUUGGAACACCUGAAUCACAUGAUAUGGAGGGGAUUGGAACACCUGAAUCACAUGAUUGGGAGGGGAUUGGAACACCUGAAUCACAUGAUUGGGAGGGGAUUGGAACAUCUGAAUCACAUGAUUGGGAGGGGAUUGGAACACCUGAAUCACAUGAUUGGAGGGGAUUGGAGCACCUGAAUCACAUGAUUGGGAGGGGAUUGGAGCACGUGAAUCACAUGAUAUGGAGGGGAUUGGAACACCUGAAUCACAUGAUUGGGAGGGGA
Staurois parvus is the source of this 542-nucleotide messenger RNA. NCBI's taxonomy places the organism in Eukaryota, Metazoa, Chordata, Amphibia, Anura, Ranidae. The record is from the annotation of a GenBank genome assembly.